Molecule: messenger RNA, 7497 nt
Organism: Branchiostoma floridae (Florida lancelet)
Lineage: Eukaryota; Metazoa; Chordata; Leptocardii; Amphioxiformes; Branchiostomatidae
Product: ankyrin repeat domain-containing protein 12-like
Exons: 25
Coding region: 199-5535 (1778 amino acids)
Biological process (GO): protein phosphorylation
Molecular function (GO): protein kinase activity; protein binding; ATP binding
Source: RefSeq, a predicted model, not a curated record
GAUAGUUGGGCGCCAUUUUGAAUAUUUACCUUGGAGUUAGCAGGCAACGAAAACAAAGUUUCAACUGACUCACCCGGCAGAGAUUUUCCUAUUCAGACCCAGUAUGGGGUGAUCGGGACAGUAACGAACUCGACACACUUCUCGGGAGAAAUGGGAGUCUAAAGUUAAGCCAGCAUGUAAGCCAUCAGCAGAAGACCAAUGCCUGCUGCUAUUCCGUCCAACUCAUCCGGAGGUGCCAACCACAAGCUGCGGCCUCUGCAGAAAGCUGGCAGGUCCCACAAACACCUCCUGCGCCACUACCAUGACAUCGCCUCCAGCCUCUUCAGCUCAGAGAGACUGCAUGGUCUGGAGGAACUAUUUCUGGCAGCGGCCAAGGGUGGUGACUAUGAAAGAGUUUUCAACUUCCUGCAGCGGCGCAGCCAAGACGUCAUCAGUAUUGAUGUGAAGGAGCCAAGAACAGGAAACACAGCCCUGAUCUGGGCUGCACAGAACGGCCACACCAGGAUAGUAGACCUGUUGUUGAAAUAUGGUGCUGACAUCACCUUACGUAACCAUGAGGGCCAGACAGCCAUGGACCUGGCCCCUGCACACUUGUGUCGCAUGCUGCUGGAGUCUGUGGACAGGGUGGGGACGUCCCACAGACACCUGCUGCAGGCUGCCUGGCAGGGAAACACCAGGAAAGUCAAGGCAUUGUUGGGUGGUCGAAAGGCCCUUGACAUCAACUGCAGUAAUUCUGAAGGCUUCUCACCCCUCCUGUUGGCAACAAGGGACAUGGACAUGUUCCAAGAUCUUGUUCCAGGUCAUCAUAAUCCUACAGAUGUUGUAAAAGAGCUGAUUGGAAAGAGAGCAGAUGUGACUGCCUAUGAUGAUGAGGGUAAGACACCCCUGCACCUGGCUGCAUCUGCUAAGGGUCAGGGGUCAGAGAAGGUGGUGGCAGCUCUUAUCAAAGGAGGCUCUGAUGUUGAUGCUCCAGACAAGCGCAGUUUGACCCCCAUCCACUGGGCCUCCCAGGUUGGCAAAACCUCCUCAGUUCUGACACUGAUCGAGGGUGGAGCUGAUGUGAAUGUUAAAGGAUGGUCUGGGGCUACACCGCUACAUGUCUCAGCCUCCCAUGGCCACGAGGAGUGUUCAGCUGUACUGCUGGAACAUGGGGCAGACAUCACGAGUGUGGACGAUGCAGGAAUGACACCUGCUGAGGUGGCCAAGGGAAAGAGACUCAAGAGUGCACUUAGAGAGGCAUGGACAGAGGCCACCCACUCGGACAGAAGCAGAGAGCUAACUCCAGUUAGACCUCCAUCCAGAAACCCUGCAGAACAAAAGGAAGAGCAGACAUUGGAUGAUUCCAUACAGGGACGUUCCUCCAGCUCGCCAGUGCUGAGCUCCACCCCCCUCCACAUCCGGGCGCUCCAGCACCUGGCUGCAGAGGAGAGGAAGCUUCAUGUAGCUGAUCCUGGCAUGGCGGAUGGAGAGUCAAGUCCAAGGGAUUCUGUGAGGAAAUUAGGGGUUCCUCGUGUAUCCAGUAAGACUCCCCCCAGACACCACCGGACCCGACAGAACAGCAGUGACAGGGCCACACUGGCUCCCCUCAUCCUGUCCAGGGCACAGGUCAAGCAGAACAAACUAAAGACUGCGCUCCGUGGUGUGACAGACUCCCCAUCCUUACACAUCAGGGGGAAGGGCAGGCUGAAGAUCACAACCAUGGCCAGACACUCUCAUCCGUCUCCACGGCAACAGGAUCCGCUGCCCCAGCUGGUGGCCCCUGUGUCAGUCACCAUGCUGGAGCUGGGCAUCACAGAUGGGGUGAAGGAGAAACGACUUCAGAGACUAGAGAACAGCCCCAUUGGUGCUCUGAUACAGAAAAGACCGAGAAUCAUGUCGUUUUCUGGAUCUGCAUGCAGCAAGAAGUUUUCCCCGCGGGACAGACGGGUGAACUCCGACCCCUGUGCCGGUGAUGUGGCAGCGGCAUGUGAGAUGUACAUCAGACAGGCCAGCAGGUUACAGUACAGGCUGCCUUCUCCUCAUCUGGAGCACAGGGAGGAGGAGGAGAGCAGGUCACUCUGUAGUCAGAAGGAAAGUCGUGAAUCUUCCCCCUUCCUGCCCCCUCCCUCACCUCGCCAGUUCCUGUGCAGCGGAGGAGAAACAUCAGUAGAGACAUCUCCAAGAAGUCAGGAUGGCAGUACUGAAGAUUUAGCAGAGAAGGAGGGUUCUGUAGUCAGUGGAACCAAUACAUCUUCACUGCUUUCAAGAUCUUCAUCAUUUGUUAUAGAAGACAGUCAGCUAAGAGGAAGGUCACAAAGACUAGGAUGUGGCAAAGGCAAGGCAGACACUCAUCAUAGGAGCAUACCACCUGUUGCUCCAGAUACUCAUCAGAAGACAGAAACUUCUACAGAACACUCAAGCUCACCAGAUUCCACAAGCCAGGAAGUCCAGCAUGCAGUUAUGCAAAUCAAAUCAGUAAAAAAAUCAGCUAACAAACCAACUGUGGCACCAGCAAGUGAUGACCAGCAGGUAGAUAGACAUAGAGCAGUUCAAGGGGUUUCUGGUGAGAAAGCAUUGAAAAAUGGUGCCAACACAAAACUAUCAGAAACCCAGAACAAAGACUCUACUGGAGCAAAGGAAACAGAGGAUGAAGGAUGUAAAAGUCAUGCUGAAAAAAACUCAAAGUGUCCAAAAGAGAGCAAUGAGACAACAAGCAUUUCAGAAUUUGUGGUGUCAAAAGGAAGCGCAAGCAAAGAUAAUGCAAGAAAGAAAAGAACUAAAAAGAAGGUAGUCACAACAAAUGGCUUGGAUGAUGUUGUGCCAUAUCAAAAGAAGACUUUAAAACAGUCCUCUAUGAAGCCUAAAUCUCCACAGCAAGAAGUGCGUGUCUGUGAGACUCCAGAUUCCGACAGAUAUGCCACAAUAUCAUACAGACUGAGUGAACAGCUCAUGAUGAGGAAGGACCAGAACUACUAUCCAGUUCAACCAACAGUAGAAUGCAAACAAAAUGCAGUAGAGGUGGAUGUGGAAGGUUCCACUCAAGAACACAGGGGUAGUGAAACUGAUGUUGCACACAGUAUGUCUAGUCCUGGUUCAACUAACACACUGCCAAGAUUGACUGCUUCUGAAUGCACAAAUAUCAACAUGACUAGCAAUAAAACUGACAGUAGCAUGGCUACAGACUCAACAACGUCCAAAACUGUAAAUAAUGAUAAUGAUGUGCAGUCUAGUCUCAUUCUGCCUUCUGUUGAAAUUAUAAACCCAACCCCACAGACAACAAUGGAUGAGCCCACACCAAUAAUACAAGACUUUCUCAGUCUCCUGCCAAUUCUCACACAAAAUGACACACAAAAUGUCAAGCCUAGUAGUGCCAAACCCACCAAGAAAAGUGCAGGAAAGAGAACAAGGGAGACAUCAUCCAACAGACAACAGAGACAGGGCUCAGGCAGCUCAACUAGGUCAGGUAAAAGCUCGUCUAAGUCUUCUGCCACAUCUAAUACGGCUGCUAAAAAAUCUAGAUCAGGAGAUUCAGCAAAGGGCAAAAUGCAACCACCUGCCAAACAAAAGAAGAGCAAGAAGAAAAAGAAGGAGGAAGUUGAAGAAGAUCUGAGCAAGGUUGAUCAAGGUGCCAUUGCUUUUGUGUCUGGUCUUGGAUGGCACAUUCAGACUGACUAUGCAGAAACGGACUAUGCACCGUCACCUGACCUCCUGAAAGAUAUCACAUCCCCAAGGUAUGGGGAAGAAGAAGCCAUAAGGGAAGUUAAACACACUUCUAAGAAACAGUCUAAAGACUCAAAGACACAGCUUUCCCCAUUAGCAAUGUCGGUAAAUGGAUUGAAUGCGAAGAACUCAGGAAAAACACAUGGAAAUGUUGGCAGUAUGGUUAGAAACUAUUUCAAGGAAGGGACCUUGAGCAAAUCCCUACCCAAACUUCUUCCUGAAACCCUGAAGGCCAUCAGAGAGUUCUCUGACGACAUGAAGGCAGCGACACUUCCCUUCCCCCCAGACAAGUCUGAAGACUUUGACAUCACUGAAGACGUUAAAGCAUCAACUCUUCCAUUGCCUGACACAAAGUCUGGCCAGCUGGUUAUUGACAACAGUAAACUGUCCCAUGACUUACAGGUACAGCUACAGAUUGACACAGAGAAUAACAGAGACAAUGUUCACUUGGGACAGUCUGCAGCUGGGAGUGUGGACACACGUACUACUUCCUUCCCAGAUGAUACUGAGUCUGUAAGCUCACAUGACUCAGACCUGGAUGCAUUUUAUCAAGAAGCUCUGAUGCAGCUUGAGGAUGAGGAGAAUACAGAUGAGAAUGGUUCUAUGGCUCCCAUCCUGCUGGGCCAUGGGAACAUGAACGUUCCCCACACAGACAAUGGUGAGGGCUGGUCCACGAGAAUCACAUCACGUAAGACUAGCUUUCAAACUGAUCUAGAUGACAUAGACCAGACCAUGUCUGUGUACUCGGAGUACAGCGCUGUAGUAGACAAUGUGAAGUUUGUGGGAGAGGAUGGAAGUGAGGUGAGCACCCUGACACCCCUCCCCCCUGAUGACUAUGAUGGUGCUGAUGAGACCACAGAACUGGUGAUGGCUCCGCGGGGACCGGAGGACUUCAACAGCCUGAACUCUGAGCCUCACACCAGUAUCCUGCGCAGCUGUGCCAGCCGCAGUAGUGGCCGCAGUGGCAGUGUGGCCACCUACAGCACUGAGGGGGUGGGGUCACAGGAGGAGGAGCAAGUCAUUCAGUGGAAGAAAGGCAACCUGUUAGGGAAGGGUGCUUAUGGCAAGGUGUGCUGUGGGCUGACGAGCCGUGGGGAGUUGAUUGCUGUGAAGCAGGUGGAACUGAACACAGCUCACUGGGAGAAGGCUGAGCAGGAGUACCAGAGGCUGCGGGACGAGGUGGACCUGCUGCAGACACUCCGACACAGGAACAUUGUCAGGUUUCUGGGCACCAGUCUGGAGGGUAACGUGGUGAACAUCUUUAUGCAGUUCAUCCCAGGAGGAACCCUGGCCUCCCUGCUAGCACGCUUUGGUGUGCUGGAGGAGGGUGUGGUCAGCAGGUACACCAGGCAGAUCCUCAUAGGUGUGGAGUACCUGCACAACAACAACAUCAUCCACAGGGAUCUGAAGGGGAACAACAUCAUGCUGAUGCCCAAUGGUGUGAUCAAGCUGAUUGACUUUGGCUGUGCCAGGCGUGUGUGCGAGCGGCUCAGUGUCUCCAACAGCCAAGUACUGAAGUCCAUGCGAGGCACCCCAUACUGGAUGGCUCCUGAGGUGGUGUCAGAGUCUGGCUAUGGUGUGAAGUCUGAUGUGUGGAGUGUGGGCUGUACAGUGUUUGAGAUGUUGACAGGGAAGCCACCCUGGGCGGACAUGGCUCCCAUGGCUGCCAUCUUCCACAUUGGCAGUGGCAAGGAGGUGCCUGAGCUACCUGACACAGCCUCCCCUCCUGCCCACAACUUUGUCCAUGCCUGCCUGACAAGAAACCCAGCCCAGCGGCCGUCAGCCACACAGCUGCUCAAGCACUCCUUCAUCCUGAGGAGGCAGGAGGAAGACUAGUCAUGUCUGCAGAGACCUGGGGGAAUAGUUCAUCUCCACCAGACUAAGUAUGCUGGCUAUAACAGUCUACAUAUUCUACACAUCCGCUUACUAACUAUGCUGACUGAGAAUCAUUGACCGGGGGAGUUAGGCCACCAUGGGGCAACAUUUUUCCAUGCAGGGGAAAAUGUUACCUUUCCUAGAGAAUAACUUCCCUCACCAAUUAUUUGCCCUAUUUUUGCCAAAUUCUACUAUCUGUUACUAUCUGUAGCCUCUCUGGAAGGCUAGUGGAGGCUAUGUAAUUGUGAGGAAUAAUGAUGUUCUGUUCAAUGUACCAGACAUACAGUAGAAAGCUGGGCCACAGGUCAGACUUCACAGACAUGUCAAACUGUAACUGGAUAAUGGUGUUGCUCACAUGUCUUUCUGUAAAAUGUUGCCAUUUGUAAAUGUGCAUGAUUUGUAUUAAAAGUUUAUGAUGAGUUCCAAGUAAUAGGAAAUGUAAGUCUUUUGUGCCAUAUAAAGAGGAGCUAAUCAAAUUAACAUUGCUGCAAAAUUUGAUUCUGUGUCAAUAGAGAUUGUAAGACUCUUCUAACCAACAAAUGGGGUGAUGAGCAGUACCCAUGGACAGGACUACUAUGCAAUUCUAACUCUUACACAAACCACCAGGAUUUGUUUGAAUGACAUAUUAGAAAAUUAAAGGAAUCGCUCAAGUCAAAGCAGUUUUUAAAAUGUUGUUACUAGCCCAUUGUGUCUUCUAUGUGUGGAGACAUAGCUGGAUUACAUUUUGUAUUUGAUGUCCUUAACAGCCUUCUUGUGGCAUGACAAUUAUUUGAAAUCAGUAUUAUCAAGUGAAAAUUUGCAGUGUGUGUACAUGUUUAUGCUUCCAAUGUUAAUGUAUCCAUGAAAAGAUAUUGGAUAUGUGUAGGUAAUAUGUAGCCCAUAAAUAUCUGCCAAGCUUUAUGUGAUAGUUAAGUUAUGAAUGAUAGUGUCCCAAUGCACUGCAGGGUAAGUUUAAGUGGAUUGCCCAAAUAAUACUUGUUAUGUAAGCAUUGCCUGUGAUAAUUCCUUUGGUGUGUUUGUUUGUCCAACAAGGUUUAAAUGUGAGGUUGUUACAUAAAUGUUAUAAAUAUGGAAGUUUUCUGUUUAUAGUACUGACCUAUUAUGCUGCAGAGAUGUGUACAUGUAUAUUUUGUACAACAAUGAUGCUAUGUGUAUAUCAUUUGCUUCAUGACAUGUGUGGACAAAGAUAUUGUUCCCUUUGAAUGAAAGAUUUUGACUUCUCGAUCAGAAUGAAGUUGAACCACCAUAAUGGUGGGCACAGGCCGCAGCAGUGUUACUGGGAGUGUGCAGUGAUUGAGUACUGAUCACUUCCUCUACAGUGCCUUGAUAUAACUUCUGCAGUGACAACAGACAGAUAGGAAAACAGUUGCGACAUACAUUGUACAAGGCCAUCUAAAUGGCUAAUAAUAUUUGCCUGAGAUGCUAAUAUAAGGGAAAUUUUCGAUAAUUUAAUUGAGUGUUUGUGUUGAAAUUGACCUAAUGAUAAAUAAAGAAUCUGUAUUUUUAUAAUGUACAAUGUAUUGUAUACUAUACCAUGUAGUAUUCCGUCCGAGAGUUCUUAAUUGAGGUACUACUUUUUAACUUUAAACAGCGAUGGACAAAGGAAAGUGCUUGUUGUGCAUGUAAGUCUGAUUUGUAUGUAACCAAGAUUUUAGAGGAAAGGUGACAAAUGGUCUGAUCCUUUUAUUUGUUUGAGGAAGGUGUAUAAAAAAGAAACUUGGAAAUGUGAACUUUUUUUUUGCAAAAGAAUUUGGCAUGCAUUGUAUUCAUGGGGUGAUCUUGGUGAAUGUUAUAUGUCUUAGUUGUCACCUGUUAGCAUUACUCAGAUGUUACCUAUUAUUUUUUUAGAUCAUGUAUUGGAUGUGAAGUAUCUGUAUAUAUUUGGUUGGUUGAAUUGAAUUCGUAAUAAACCUAUGAAUGUCA